This is a messenger RNA of Tripterygium wilfordii, 1278 nucleotides long. RefSeq names its product peroxidase 5-like. The transcript has 2 exons. Gene Ontology annotation, molecular function: heme binding; peroxidase activity. Lineage: Eukaryota; Viridiplantae; Streptophyta; Magnoliopsida; Celastrales; Celastraceae. The record is from RefSeq and is a predicted model, not a curated record. Bases 370 to 1167 code for a protein of 265 amino acids. Gene Ontology annotation, biological process: response to oxidative stress; hydrogen peroxide catabolic process.
GUCAUGCACACACUCUUUCAAAUAUAUAAAAAUAGAUUCAGUCACAUAUUGCUAGCAUAAUAUGUUGAUUGUGUCAGCCACGCGUUACCUAUCUCAACCUAUAAAUUGUUGCAGUAAAAUGUAUCCUGCACCAAUUCUUCAAUUUCAAUUCCUCUCUCUACUCUCAACUACUUAUACUCCUUUUAUUUCAAUAUGGCAGCUUCAGCUUCUCAACAUUUAAACAAAACUGGUGCUUUAGUGUUGAUGCUGUUUCUCAUGAGCACAACAUGCCAAGCACAGCUUUCUUAAACCUUCUAUCAGAAUACAUGUCCUAAUGCACUCAGUACCAUUAGAACAUCAAUAAGAUCUGCAAUUGCGAGAGAACGUCGAAUGGCGGCAUCGCUCAUUCGUCUCCAUUUCCAUGAUUGUUUCGUUCAGGGAUGUGAUGCAUCGAUCUUACUCGAUGAAACAUCAUCAAUCCAAAGUGAAAAGACUGCAGGUCCUAAUGAUAAAUCUGUUAGAGGCUAUGAAGUCAUAGACAAUGCCAAGGCUGAAGUAGAGAAAGUAUGUCCUGGCAUUGUAUCUUGUGCUGACAUUAUCGCAGUGGCUGUGAGAGAUGCAUCUGAAUAUGUGGGUGGUCCAUCUUGGACUGUGAAGCUUGGAAGACGGGACUCGACCACUGCAAGCAGAUCUCUAGCUGAAAGUGGACAGCUUCCUAGUUUUCUAGACGGUGUUGAUCGACUUAUAUCUGUUUUCCAAAACAAAGGCCUUAGUGCAAGAGACAUGGUUGCACUGUCAGGUUCCCACACAAUCGGACAAGCUCAAUGCUUCACAUUUCGCCAGAGGAUAUACGAUAACACAAGUGACAUCGAUGCUGGAUUUGCUAGCACUCGCAAGCGCGGCUGUCCAAGUAGUGGCAGCGACAGGAAUUUGGCACCGCUCGAUUUGGUGACUCCUGAUUCUUUCGACAACAAUUAUUUCAAGAAUUUACAACAAAAGAAGGGGCUUCUUCAUUCGGAUCAAGUUCUCUUUAGUGGCGGAUCCACGGACAGCAUUGUCAAUGAUUAUAGCAGGAACCCCAGCACUUUCAAGAAUGAUUUUGCAUCGGCCAUGAUCAAAAUGGGAGACAUUGAUGUUCUUACGGGUUCCGCUGGCCAGAUAAGAAGGAUUUGCAGCGCAGUCAACUAGUACUCGCAGUACUCUUCAUUUGUCAUCAUUUUGUCAUCCUUUUUUUCUUUUUUGAUUACAUCGGAUGUACUACUCAAUCAAAUUGUAUACCCAUUCGUAUUGGAAAAUUUG